AUAUCAUUUGCCUAAUUUUAACGAUUGGCGAUUGCUAGAAAGCUUACCGGUGGUUCAGAUAGAUAGCACUAGCGGCAAACAUGAGACACACACAAGAAGCAUGGAGAGCGAGGUAGCGAGUGUUUUGCCUAAUAGGAGUAGUUGACUUUUAAUAUAACAUGGCAAGUAGCACGACAGACGAAAAACAGUCGAUCAGAGAAUCUGCGAAACAACCUAAAAAGUAUGGCAGCUUUUGUAAUCAUGUUAGCCGGCAAGAUAAUUGUAUCAAACACAUAAUAGUGGAAGGCGAUACUCUGCAAGGAAUUGCUUUGAAAUACGGUGUAACUAUGGAGCAGAUUCGCCGACUUAACCGAUUAUGGGCAACAGAUAGUCUCUUUCUUCGUGAAUAUUUGCUUAUACCAGUACCUGCAGACAAGGCUUUAUCAGCAAGCCAGUCAUCAACUGAUGUUAAUCCUGCAAGGUCACCAGGCUCUCCAGACAGCACUCACUCAGAAGAGAGAAGCAUCAAUGACUUUCUGGUUCAUAUUGACAAUUCCAUAGCAAACAUGAAAAGUCAAGUGAAGAAAACACAAGGAAAUAGUGAAUUCUGUAGUUCUUCUGAUGACGACAUGUUUGGCCGUAGAAGAACUACACGAUCCCGGCUUCGGCAGCAGCAGUUUGAAGCAUCCUCAGGGGUGACACCAAUGCAGGGUGCAACAGCAGUUCUUGCAGCAUCUUCACAGUCACACAAUGAUGUGCUGAGUAUGCCUCAAACUUUAGUAAUGACGCAAGGACGCAAAGUCCGUUCGUCGUUACAGAGGUUGCAGAAAGAACAAGAUGAAAUGUUUGAAUUGUAGCAUUUACUCUGUCCUAAUGAAUGUUAUGCAGUUCUUGCCUGUUAUACUGUACAGGUAGAUUGCAGACAGUACGGUGAGUUCUGGCCAACUCUCCUUUGUGACUGAUUGAGUAAUGCUCUUUCAGGAUGUGCUGACUUGCAUAAACCUUUGAUUGUGUUAUGCUAAAGGUCUAAUACAAGAGUUGAGAGUUAAUGUGUGUUUCGAGCCAACUGUGUUAGAUUUGGCUAAACAGAAGAAUAAAAUGAAAUUCAUUCAUCAUACAUAUCAUCUGAUUUAAACUUUCUAAUGAGUUAAUGUUUGUUACACAGUAUUUCGGAUAUGUACUGUGAUUCGGGUUUGGUAAAGUUGUAUUAAUAGUAAACCUACAUUGCUCUCCAAGCUACUUUUGCUUUCUUCCCUAUCAUGUUUUUAAUGCAGUUUAGUAUGACACAUUUGGAUUGCACACUUUUUCCAAAGCUUUAUAAAUUUCUUACUGUUUCCCUCAUUGUCACAGAUAAUUUCUGAGUAACUGUCUUCCACUGAAUCCGUUAUUAUGUAGUGAUAAACACUGCCUUUUCAAAAUGAUACAGAAAAGAUGUAACUUUUGAAAAUUGUUUCCAUUUAUUAAAAGGUAGCUUCUUUAUGGCCUUUAUUUUAUGGGUUAGCCUGUUAAUUGAUGGCUAAGGUCUGGUGAGAUCUUUUAUAGUCUCCAAAAGUUAUAUUUUGGAGUGAGUACAGUUCCUCAGUAUAUUGUAAACAAGAAGUGAUUCAAAAAUGAGAGCUGGGCCUCAAUAAAAUGGAUUAUUUUAAUUUCCCUUAAAUGGAUUUAAAAGGCAAUUAUGUGGAUUUUAAAUAUGCCUUACAUUAGACAUACAGUCCUCAUUUUUGUGUGUAAAAUUACAAGAAUGUUCAUGUAAUUGUUUUUAAAGUUGCACACUGAAUUAAAAUAUUAUUUUUCAUAUUCAUCACACCUACAUAUAAACAUUCGAGAGGAUUGUGGCAGUUACAGUUUGAAUAAUGUGUGGGAAAAUAUAUUGUUUUAUUUUGAUCUUGAUAGGGUUUCUGAUAAAGUGUUAGUAAAAUUUGUGAACAUGCAGCUAUUCUUUGCAGUUAAGUGCAAUAAAAAAUAUAGGUAUGUACCUGAUAGAUAAGAAUAUUUUGUUUGCAUACAAGGUCUUUCCAUUACUGAUGAUACUCGGUGAGGAUGUUAAUUAUGGACUCCACUUAUUGAACAGAAUGUUGCCUUUGAUAGGCUGGUUAUGUAAUGUGAAUGUUGACUUUAACAGAUCUUUCUCGUGUUAAAUGUCAUUAUAACAAUUUUUUUCUUAACCUGUUAUUGUAAUAAGCAUGCUGCUAUUAAGUAAACUUACCAUAAUAUUCAAACAACAAUACAGUUAACUGGUGAUUAAUGUAUUGUUGCAGCUAUUCCAGGUGUGCAAUAAUCUAUUCAAUGGAGAUUGUUUUCAGUUCUUUAUGUUCAUUCGUUUGAGAACUAUGAUAAAAUAAUUGGACAAUGUACUUCAAAGCAAAAAAUAUAUGACAAGAAAUUCA
Schistocerca americana (American grasshopper) is the source of this 2366-nucleotide messenger RNA. RefSeq names its product lysM and putative peptidoglycan-binding domain-containing protein 1 (gene red). The transcript has 3 exons. Bases 159 to 836 code for a protein of 225 amino acids. The record is from RefSeq and is a predicted model, not a curated record. NCBI's taxonomy places the organism in Eukaryota, Metazoa, Arthropoda, Insecta, Orthoptera, Acrididae.